This is a messenger RNA of Colletotrichum godetiae, 485 nucleotides long. RefSeq lists its product as uncharacterized. The transcript has a single exon. The record is from RefSeq and is a predicted model, not a curated record. Lineage: Eukaryota; Fungi; Ascomycota; Sordariomycetes; Glomerellales; Glomerellaceae. The coding region runs from base 46 to 288 and encodes 80 amino acids.
CAAAGAUGAGCCCUUUCAUUGCAACGGAGUCUGAACUACUAUGACAUGCGCGGCUCUGCGGCAUUGCGGCAUUGCGGCAUUGCGGCAUUGCGGCUCUGCGACUAUUCACAAAUACAGCACCAGGUGAUGUUUUCUCUCAAUGCUUUCUCCAGUCAUCACAACCUAAGGUACCUCAUGUCCUUGUUCGUGAUCCUGGUAAGAUGUGUCCGCCAAGGGCAAUCUCUGCCUACACAACGGGAUGCUUUCGUGAGGUCUUUUUUCUCACUUGAUUAUCUUGUUCUACUUUAGUGGAAUGUUAUGAUUCUCAUCUGCAUGCCUUACUCACCAUUCUCAUAGGAUCAUCGCUGUGAGUCGAUGAGCUUGAGCAGCAUGAGAAAGCUAUGAAAUCUUGAAAAUUCCGAUUUGCGCCCGUCCGUCACCCUGUGCCGCAAGAAUCAGUAGGCUAUUGUCAAAGGAGUAGUCAAACUCGUCAUGCCUGGUAAUUA